This is a messenger RNA of Merops nubicus (carmine bee-eater), 883 nucleotides long. RefSeq names its product homeobox protein CDX-4-like. The record is from RefSeq and is a predicted model, not a curated record. The annotation marks the transcript as partial. Gene Ontology annotation, biological process: cell differentiation; embryo development; anterior/posterior axis specification. Gene Ontology annotation, cellular component: nucleus. Gene Ontology annotation, molecular function: DNA-binding transcription factor activity, RNA polymerase II-specific; RNA polymerase II transcription regulatory region sequence-specific DNA binding. Lineage: Eukaryota; Metazoa; Chordata; Aves; Coraciiformes; Meropidae. The transcript is spliced from 3 exons.
GUAAAGGGACAUCAGGGCUAGCCUGAGUCAUUUAUAGAGCCAGGCAGGGCUAGAAAAGAGAGAGAAAGAAAGAGGAGGGGAAGAGAGAUCAAACAAACCCUGCAAGGAGCAGGAUGUCCCAGCAAGACAAAGCCAGGCUGUGAGCAUCAUGUACGUGAGUUACCUUUUGGAUAAAGAAACCAGCAUGUAUCCAGGAUCUGCAAGGUGCAGCAGCAACAACCUGCCGGUGCAAAACUUUGUGUCUGCUCCACCCUACUCGGACUACAUGGGAUACCACCCCGUGCCAAGCCUGGAGAGCCAGGGGCCGCCCGCGGGGACCUGGGGGUCUCCCUACGGCCCCCCGCGGGAGGACUGGAGCGCGUACGGCCCAGGACCUUCCAGCACGGUGGCUGCUGCUCAGCUCAACGGCUCCUCGCCCGGACAGGUCUACAGCCCCCUCCAUCCCGCUGGAGCUGGGGGGUUACCUCCUGCAGACACAAUUAAUGCACAGCAAAUCUCUCCCAACAGCCAAAGGCACAGCUCUUACGAAUGGAUGAGGAAAACGGUGCAAUCCACCUCCACAGGUAAAACAAGAACAAGAGAGAAGUACCGAGUGGUUUACACAGAUCAUCAGAGAUUAGAAUUAGAGAAGGAGUUUCAUUACAACAGAUACAUUACAAUCAGGAGGAAGUCUGAACUUGCUGCAAACCUAAGACUUUCCGAGAGACAGGUGAAAAUCUGGUUCCAGAAUCGCAGAGCCAAAGAAAGAAAACUAAUGAAGAAGAAAAUGACUCAUUUUGACGGCAGCAAUCUUGGCUCUCUGCAGAGUGACUCUGGCUCGGUGAGCCCCAUGCCGGUCCCUGACCAACAGACUCAUUCGGAAAUGCCCAGCUCUUUAUUCCCC